Molecule: messenger RNA, 2304 nt
Organism: Gadus morhua (Atlantic cod)
Lineage: Eukaryota; Metazoa; Chordata; Actinopteri; Gadiformes; Gadidae
Product: extracellular calcium-sensing receptor-like
Exons: 12
Coding region: 1-2304 (767 amino acids)
Biological process (GO): G protein-coupled receptor signaling pathway
Cellular component (GO): plasma membrane
Molecular function (GO): G protein-coupled receptor activity
Source: RefSeq, a predicted model, not a curated record
AUGAUGACAAUGAUCUUUGCAGUGGAGGAAAUUAACCGGAACCCAGCUCUGCUCCCUGGCGUUACGCUUGGCUACCACAUUAUGGACAGCUGUGAUCACAUCCACACCAGCCUCAGAGCUCUUUUGUCUUUACUCACUCACAGUACGAAAGGGCAAAACACAUUGGAUUCAGGAAGGUGUCUUACUGGAUCUCCAAUCACGGCUGUGGUUGGCCUUGCCUCUUCAUCCCCUACUGGUGCUAUAGCACACAUUCUGGGCCCCUUCAGCAUCCCCCUGGUUAGUUAUUUUGCCACCUGUGCCUGUCUCACUGACAAGCACACCUACCCAUCUUUCCUGCGCACAGUGCCCAGUGAUCUGUUUCAAGUCAGGGGUCUGGUUGAGCUUGUUAAAUUCUUUGGAUGGAACUGGGUGGGCACUGUAGGGACCCUGGAUGACUACAGUCGUUAUGGAAUCCAAGCAUUCUCUAAUCAGUUCAUACAACUGGGAGGCUGCCUUGCAUACCAUCUUACUAUCCCACAAUCCCCUACCUUGGGUGAGAUUGGAGCAAUGGCCGACACCCUCCAAAGCUCAAAUGCUAAAGUGGUGGUGGUCUUUGCUUCGGAGGUGCAGCUUCAAGAGCUGUUCUCAGAGUUUCACCUCCUCCUGCAAGGCACACUGGGCUUCUCCUUCCCAGGAGUUUACAUACCUGGUCUGAGAGAGUUUUUGCUGAAGGUGCGGCCUAAGGCAGAGCCUGGUUUUGAGUUUCACAACAUGCUAUGGGAGGAAGUGUUCGACUGUAGGUUGGAGACGGCGUUUAAGUUUUCAGCCCAGGAAAACACUACAGAUUCACCUGAGAGGCCUGUGUGCACCGGCUCAGAGGAUCUCAGCAAUUUGCAAAGCAGUUACACAGAGCUGUCCAAAGUCAGAAUAUCCUAUAACGUUUAUAAGGCUGUGUAUGCCAUCGCCCAUGCACUGCACGAUUUACUUGAAUGUGGUUAUGUUGGAGCCACCACCGCUGAAGCUGGGUGUAAGAAAAAUGCAUCAACUUUUUUUUUUAUAAUGCAGCUAUUGAGCUACCUAAAGAGGGUUAAUUUCACCAACCAGUUUGGUGAAAAAGUACAUUUUGAUGAAAAUGGAGAGCCUGUGCCCCUAUAUGACAUUAUCAACCGGCAGAAGGAUAGCAAGGGAAAGAUUAGAUUUGUUAAGGUAGGAAGCUAUGAUGGUUCGGUUCCAAUUCGUCAGCAGCUGCAGCUGAAUCAGAGUAAAAUUGUAUGGACAGGAGGCCUAUCACAGGUUCCCGUGUCUCUUUGCACUGAUCCCUGCCCGCCUGGAAGCAGGCAGGCUAGACGCCCAGGAGAACCUCAGUGUUGCUUUGACUGCUUACCAUGUGCAGAAGGAGAGAUAAGCAACCAAACUGAUUCUACAGAGUGUACAAAAUGUCCAGAGUACUACUGGUCUGACAAGAGAAAGGUGGAGUGUGUGGCCGGAGUGGACGACUUCCUGUCCGUGUACGACACCAUGGGCAUCAUCCUGAUCACGCUCACCCUGCUGGGGGUCGUCAUGACAACCGUCAUCACUACUGUCUUCCAUCACUUCCGUGCCACGCCCAUCGUCAGGGCAAACAACUCUGAGAUCAGCUUCCUGUUGCUGGUGUCACUAAAGCUGUGUUUCCUUUGCUCCCUUCCCUUCAUCGGCAAGCCGUCCACAUGGACGUGUAGACUGCGCCAGGCCGCUUUCGGUGUCAGUUUUGUUUUAUGUCUCUCCUGUCUAUUGGUCAAGACUAUUGUGGUUCUGCUGGCCUUCCGGUCCACUGGGCCAGGUUCUGGUGCUAUGAAGCUCUUUGGCCCCGCCCAACAAAGGACUCUCAUCUUGUGCACUACUGCACCUCAGGUUUGUCUCUGUGCUGGUUGGCUCUCAGCAGCACCCCCAUUCCCAUUCAGGAAUCCAAUGUACCAAGCCUCAACUGGAAAGAUCGUGGUGGAGUGCAGGGAGCUGUGGCCUGCUGGGUUCUACCUGGUGCUGGGCUACAUCGGCCUGCUGGCGUCCCUCUGCCUGCUCCUCGCCUACCUUGGCCGCAAGCUGCCCGACACCUUCAACGAGGCCAAACUCAUCACCUUCAGCAUGAUCAUCUUCUGUGCUGUGUGGCUCUCGUUCAUCCCGGCUCACGUCAGCUCCCCGGGGAAAUUCACUGUGGCCGUUGAGAUAUUUGCCAUCUUGGCCUCCAGUUUUGGGUUGUUGUUCUGUAUAUUUGUGCCUAAAUGUUUUAUAAUUUUAGUGAGACCUGAGAACAAUGUCAAGAAGCGAAUGAUUAAAUCUCCCCGAUAA